ACACGUGUAUGAUUAAAUCGGGGAAUUCGCACUCCACAGCCAUUGCCAAAGCUCCACUCUUCGAUCUCUCUUCUUCUUCUUCUUCUUCUUCUUCUUCUUCUUCACUCUUCGAAGCUCAGUCCCUCAGCAUCAAAUGUCCUAGCACAAAGAUUCGCCCGAAUUUCUCGCAUCUAGUCCUGUUGGUCCCUUUUCUUAUUCUCCCAAAGUAUUUGCACCAAACUAAGGAGAAUAACACAGUUCUUCUUCUCUUUCUUCAAUCCAGCAAACUCUGUGCUAAGAGCUUUUUCCUAGGGCAUUGAGUUGUUCUUUUCCUUUGUUUUUAUUUCAUUGGAAUGGCAUUUUCGUAAAUAAUGGUGGCGAGUUCCGGACGCUUAUCGGCUCAGUUCAAUUUCAAGCUCGGGCCAGGACGGCGAUUCGUCCGAGAUGUUUUUCCUAAGACGCGUGGCCUUGGACUAGAGUUGGGGAAGCGGUGGAGCAGAAAGGUGCGUGACCGAGUCGGACAGCUGGGUCGAGUCAGCUGCUGCGGCUCCGACCCGGUGGUCUCGAUCCGGAGAGCGACCGGGUCGGCAAAGCGCAUGGAGAAGACAGAAAAAUGGCUGUUCGACCCCAAGAAAACCCCCCACAAAGUCCGUACCCAAGUCUCCCAUGCGGUGCCCUUCGAUUCUUCUCAAUGGCGCUCUGUUUCAAAACAAGAAAUACAAUUCUACCCUCGCUGUACCCUGGGGAAUACAGGUCCACAAUCCCGUGACACUCCUCCAAAAAGAGACACUGGUAUUGCAAAUGAGAAGGACUGGGGCAUUAGCUUGCUGAAUGAGAAUGUUAACGAGUACGGCACCAAUGAAGAUGGAAGUAUUUGGUAUCAAGAAAGCGGGGAAGAUUUGGGUGAAAAUGGAUACAGAUCUAGGCGGACAAGGAUGGGUGGUCAGUCACACGAUGGUUCCUCAGAAUGGAAAGAAACGUGGUGGGAGAAAAGUGACUGGAGUGGAUACAAAGAGCUAGGUGUGGAAAAAUCUGGUAGAAAUGCCGAAGGGGAUUCAUGGUGGGAAACAUGGCAGGAAAAUCUUCGUCAAGAUGAAUGGAGUAAUUUAGCAAGGAUAGAGAGGAGUGCGCAGAAACAAGCAAAAUCUGGCACUGAGAAUGCUGGAUGGUUUGAAAAGUGGUGGGAGAAAUACGAUGCUAAAGGCUGGACUGAGAAAGGGGCACAUAAAUAUGGUAGACUGAAAGAACAGUCAUGGUGGGAGAAGUGGGGAGAGCAUUAUGACGGAAGAGGAUCUGUUCUCAAAUGGACAGAUAAAUGGGCUGAGACUGAACUUGGAACCAAAUGGGGAGACAAAUGGGAAGAGAAGUUCUUCGCUGGAAUAGGUUCCAGGCAAGGGGAGACAUGGCAUGUAUCUCCCAUUGGUGAACGUUGGUCAAGAACAUGGGGGGAAGAACACUUCGGAAAUGGUAAAGUGCAUAAAUAUGGGAAGAGCACAACAGGUGAAAGCUGGGAUAUUGUUGUGGACGAGGAAACCUAUUAUGAGGCUGAACCUCAUUACGGUUGGGCGGACGUUGUGGGUGACUCGAGUCAGUUACUUUCAAUUCAACCUCGGGAGCGGCCACCGGGUUUCUACCCAAAUCUAGAGUUUGGGACAUCUCCACCACGGCCUCCAGCCAAUUACUCGCCAGAAGAGUUGCCUCCUUCCUAAGUUUCAAAUCUAAUUAUAUCAAUGAAACUCUUUCAAUUAAUUCA
Molecule: messenger RNA, 1732 nt
Organism: Juglans regia (Persian walnut)
Lineage: Eukaryota; Viridiplantae; Streptophyta; Magnoliopsida; Fagales; Juglandaceae
Exons: 11
Coding region: 351-1688 (445 amino acids)
Biological process (GO): regulation of starch metabolic process; starch metabolic process
Cellular component (GO): starch grain; chloroplast stroma
Molecular function (GO): starch binding
Source: RefSeq, a predicted model, not a curated record